Caenorhabditis sp. 36 PRJEB53466 is the source of this 1914-nucleotide messenger RNA. Lineage: Eukaryota; Metazoa; Nematoda; Chromadorea; Rhabditida; Rhabditidae. The record is from the annotation of a GenBank genome assembly.
AUGUCGUGGGACCGUCGUUGUCGUGUUGCUACGUGCACAGUCAACAAUUGGGCGCUGGAUUUCAAAGGAAACUAUGAUAGAAUUGUGAAAAGUAUAAGAAAAAGCGGUAAUUCGGUUAAAAACUCUAAACUGUUCAGCAUGUGAAGAAGCGGCAGCUCGCGGAGCAUGUAUCCGUUUGGGACCGGAGCUGGAGAUCCCCGGAUACGGAUGUGCCGAUCAUUUCUUCGAAGUGGACACCGAAAGGCACUCGUGGGAAAUGCUCAGCAAAUUGACCGAAAAGAGCAAAGAAGUUUGCAAAUUUUGAGUAUUUCCAUAAAAAUAUCAGUCUUCAGUGGCCCGAUCUUCUUGUGAUCACCGGCCUUCCGACAAGAUUCCGAGGACUCUUGUACAAUUGCGCGGCCGCUUUAAAAAAUGGAAAGCUGCUUUUCGUACGCGCAAAAAUGGGUUUGGCCGACGACAAUGUGUACAGAGAGUCGCGGUGGUUCGUUAAAUGGACGGAGACUUUCCAGCACUAUCAGAAGCCGUUGCAUCCGGAAUUUUAUUUCGAACAGGUACGUGUUGUGCGAAAUUCGAUUUCGCAGUCUUUUCCAAAUUCAUUUUUUUAGGAUUCUGUACCGUUCGGCGACGGAAUUCUCGAGUCGCCUGACAAUGUGCGUGUCGGAUUCGAAAUCUGCGAAGAGCUCUGGUCGGCCCGCUCCACAAACAUUCGGCUCUCGGAGCAAGGCGUCGACAUCAUGUGCAACGGCUCGGGAAGCCAUCACAUCCUCGGAAAAUCCAACUAUCGUAUCAAUCAGCUUAUUCUCGGCUCUUCUGCAAAAGUGGGCGGAGUCUACUUGUAUGCGAAUCAUCGUGGAUGCGACGGAGAUCGUGUCUACUACGACGGAGCGUCGACAAUCGCGCAGAACGGAGAGUUGCUCGCUCAAAUUCAUCAGUUUGAUAUCGAAGAUACGGUAUUCCACGAAAUUGUAUGACAUUUCUUCGAAUUUUUAAUGUUUUAGUGCGUGACAACUGCUCUGGUGGAUCUUUCUGACAACUUGACGUUCCGGCAGAUGAAGUCAAGCAAUCGGGUAACCGCUUCCGAGCAAACUACCAUAGUCCCGAUCCGCUUCGAAGGAAAUAUGCUCGGAGGAGUGAAGAGCAGUGAAAAGUGCACCGAGGCCAUUAAAAGUACAACUUUCAAGUAAUAUAGGAGCAUCUCACAGAAAUGGCUCUCUGUUCGCAAUCUCGUCGAAUUUCUAGGCCGCGAAGUAAUUUUCCACUGAAAACGUGGCUUAACUUUUCAAACUCGGCCCCGAGGUCACUCAAUUUGCACUGCAAAAAAAGUUUCUCAACAGAGCGCCAUUUCUGUGAGGUGCCCCUAUAAUAGAAUUGCUUGAAAAAACCGAUUUCUUUGCAGAUGUUGAAGAGCUCCAACUGUCGCCGAUCGCCGAGUUGUGUCAUGGACCGCCCGCUUACCUUUGGACGUACUUGAGAAGAAGUGGAAUGGUAAGAUUUACGGACAGAAACUGAAAAUAGUCCCAGCAGCGUCUAAAUUAUCGAAAGCAGCGCCGAGGAAGCUGCAGAAGCGAAUUUAGUCGCUGCUUUGAACAAUUUGGUCGUCGCAUUCGAUAAUUUAGUCGCUGCUACACUGGAAAACAGGCGCAGGCGCCUGAGUUGCGCUUUCGAGAAUGUUCCGAUUGUUUCCAGGCUGGUUACUUCAUCCCACUCUCCGGAGGCCAGGAUUCAUCGGCGGUAGCGGCGAUGGUCAGAUUAAUGUGCGAAAAAGUUUGCGGAGCAGUCAAAAACAGUCGAGAAAAUGGCCGCGGAGACGAUCCGGCGUACUAUUUGGGAGGAAAGAAGGUUACCGAAAAUCCGGCCGAGCUGUGUAAUCAGGUUGGUGCGAGCAAUGUUUUAUUGAGCACAAAAAUAACCUAA